This is a messenger RNA of Drosophila novamexicana, 1071 nucleotides long. RefSeq names its product rRNA 2'-O-methyltransferase fibrillarin. The transcript has a single exon. Bases 53 to 922 code for a protein of 289 amino acids. Gene Ontology annotation, cellular component: small-subunit processome; nucleolus; Cajal body. The record is from RefSeq and is a predicted model, not a curated record. Gene Ontology annotation, molecular function: histone H2AQ104 methyltransferase activity; RNA binding; rRNA methyltransferase activity. Gene Ontology annotation, biological process: box C/D sno(s)RNA 3'-end processing; rRNA methylation. NCBI's taxonomy places the organism in Eukaryota, Metazoa, Arthropoda, Insecta, Diptera, Drosophilidae.
GUCAAAUUUAUAUGUAUACUCGUGCUGACUGAUACACAUAUUUUAUAAAAAUAUGGAAAAGCUAGCGGCUUCCAAUCGUAAAUGCCGUGGGCGUGGUCAAGCCAAUGGGCGUGGCUGGAGCAUGUUGGGCGAUGCUGGCGAAGUGGACAGCAAUGAGGGCAGUGAUUAUGGCAGUGAUAAUAGUUUCUCUAGCACGGUUGGACUUGGCAUUAAGUCGGAUAUCAGCAUUGAGCCGCAGGAGUUUUGCGGCGCCUACUUGGUACGUGGUAAGGAGGAUUUGGUUCAAUUGGUUACGCGCUGCUCUGCAUCCACAUAUGAGGACUAUGGCGAGGAGAUGUUCUUGGCGGACUACAAUGAGGAGUGCUGCAAGUUUCGAACCUGGUCGCCCUAUCAAUCCAAGCUGGCAGCCGCCUUACUGAAGGGAAUCGAAUAUAUUCAGAUAUUUGAAGGUACCAAGGUGAUGUAUUUGGGUGCUGCGUCUGGUUGCUCGGUCUCGCAUUUAGCGGACAUUGUGGGCGAGGAGGGCAUUGUGUAUGCCGUCGAAACAAGUCCCUGGGCCAACAGCGAGCUUCUGGAGCUGGCCAAGCGGCGACACAACGUGGUGGCUAUCACCGAGGACGUUACGUUGCCAUACAAAUAUCGCCGGAUCGUGGUUGACAGUGUUGACUUCCUCUUUUGCGACACGCUGCAUCAUGAGCAACUCCGCCUGCUGAUCCUGCACGCGCGACAUUACCUCCGACCCGGCGGCCAUUUUGCCAUAAUGCUACCUGGAGCGCCACAGGACUGCGUUAGCGCGGUGAAUCGCCUGCAUGCCGAGCAGCUGGAAACUCUCGACCAGAGCUCACUGCUGCCCUUUGUGCAUGGCCAGGUAAUGGCGGCGGGCAUUUAUAAUCCAACCAUACACGAGUCGUUGAUCGAAUAGGAUGAAUGCAUUUUGGCCUAGAAAUGGAAGCAUUUUAUUUUGUAUAUUCCACUGAAAAAUUUUUUAAAGAGUUUGCCUCGGGCUACAGAUACCCUUUGAGACCGAUUCGUAUAAAAUAAAAUGUGGAAACAAUGCAACGAAAUGUUGUG